AUGGAUCCCAAAGGACUGUCUGAGCUAUUUACCAAAUUUGGAGAAGUGAAGGAUGUGUUUAUUGAAAACAAGAGAAGGAAAAUGACAAACACAAAAUUUGGGUUUGUCAGAUUUGACUGUUCAGUUGCAGCAAAGGUAGCAAUACAAAAAGAUAAUGGGUUAUGGAUCGAUGGCAAAGCCUUAGAAGUCAAAGAUGCAGAGUAUGGGAUGGACAGAGCAGAGAAGAAGAACCCAUUGCAGGACCAGUCAGGUAGAAGCAAUUUACCUGGUGUAGAUGGAUGGAAAGGCAAAAGCUCAAGUGGAAAGCAGAGAACUUAUGCUGAGAUGGUGAAAGGCAAGGAACCAUAUGAAGGAAGAAGCAUUAGCAUCAAAGCUAAUGAGAUAGGAAAUGGGUGGGCUCUAUGA
This is a messenger RNA of Camellia sinensis, 405 nucleotides long. The record is from RefSeq and is a predicted model, not a curated record. NCBI's taxonomy places the organism in Eukaryota, Viridiplantae, Streptophyta, Magnoliopsida, Ericales, Theaceae.